Messenger RNA from Triticum urartu, 889 nucleotides. Its product is annotated as large ribosomal subunit protein eL20z. NCBI's taxonomy places the organism in Eukaryota, Viridiplantae, Streptophyta, Magnoliopsida, Poales, Poaceae. The record is from RefSeq and is a predicted model, not a curated record.
GGCACGGAACACCGCCCCCCGAGUCAAGGGUCAACCCACCCACCCACCCACCGAUCUCCGUCCGUCCACCAUGGGAGCCGGCCAGGACCUGGAGGCCGGCUACGGCGACGGCGGCGAGAAGAAGAUGGCCCACUCCUCCUCCUCCUCGGGCCCGCUCCCGCCGUCGGAGCCGCCGCACCUGCGGGGCCAGGACCCCGCCCAGUACCAGUACGGCACCUUCCACCCCCCUGCCCCCCACCCCGAUGUCCGCCCCCACCCGCCCGUCGGCUUCCCCCAGCCCGCCCCGCCCCCCGGCUUCUCCGCCGGAGGCUACCAGCAGCAGAAGCAGCCCUACGCGCCCGCCGAUCCGUACUACGCGCAGGGGUACCAAGCCGCCCCAGGUUAUGGUCCUGUUGUUCAAGGUAGGCCUGUUGAAGGAAGACCCGUGAGAAUGCGGCGCCUUCCAUGCUGUGGGCUCGGCAUGGGCUGGCUUCUGUUCAUUGCCGGCUUCUUCUUGGCUGCCAUUCCGUGGUAUAUUGGUGCUUUCAUCCUAAUCUGUGUCCGGGUACAUGACCACAGAGAGAAACCAGGAUAUGUUGCCUGCACUAUUGCUGCUAUAAUUGCGGCCAUUGUUAUACCCCUUGGAGUAACAAAAGGAACAGACUCAUGGUGAGCCACCACCAGCUCUUGGCAGGCGGUUCUGUUGCUGAAUAUAAGCAUCGUUAUUUCCGGACUAAUUACAUGAUAGGUUAUUACAAAGUCUGCUGGUUGUAUUUCAUGUAUGAGUGUGUCUUGUAUACAUAUAUGUACAGUAAAAAGAGUGGGGCUGCAUCUUCGAUGUUCUCUUGUAUCGAUACUUGAUACUUAUAGUGUGUAAUAAAAGCUCGAGGUUACCUCUCGUUCAAAUUCA